This is a messenger RNA of Aedes aegypti (yellow fever mosquito), 2584 nucleotides long. RefSeq lists its product as uncharacterized. The record is from RefSeq and is a predicted model, not a curated record. Bases 1061 to 2476 code for a protein of 471 amino acids. NCBI's taxonomy places the organism in Eukaryota, Metazoa, Arthropoda, Insecta, Diptera, Culicidae. The transcript is spliced from 9 exons.
UUGCAUUCAUCCACUAGGAUCGUGCGAAUGAUUGCGAAUCAAAUUGUUGUUUGAGUUCUGGAGCCAUUUCGAAUUUAUUUUAUAAGCAUAUUAUCAAUUCAAUGUAUGGUUAAAUGCUUGAGUUCCAAACUACCCAAAAUCAACUAUUUAGGUUUUUUCUCCGGAUUAGGUAGAAAAUACCUUAUUUUGGCUGAAAAUUUCUUUCAGUGCAUUUGGCUUUGCCAUUUAACAUCGACGCCAUUAUUGUUUCAACCCUCAGCCCGUGCGCAUGUAAAAAGUCUCUCCGCGAAAUUAAUUAAAAGAAAAAAAUUGUUCGGUGGAUUGUGGCAUCGGAGUGGACCGUAAUUGUGGAGUUUGUGCCAGUUGUGUUCCGUAGUUGCUGUUGGUGUGCGAAUUCGUCGGGUUUGUCAUCUUUGCUUGGCAGGCGUCAGGGUUCCGGUCGUGUUGCUGCUGACGGAUUUCUUUUCUAAUACCGAAUCAGAGCUUGUGGUGCUGCUGUGCAGCUUCUUCAUUCCUGCUGCGAGUCCGGGCAGAAUCGGGUUGUGCCAUUUCUGUUCGGCAGUUUGCUGUUGUGCGGGUUCGUCGGGUUUGCCAUCGUGGGGCUGCUGAGCGGUAGCUAUUCGUCCGUGCUACGAGUCCGGCCAGACGUCGGGGUUCCGGUCGUGUUGCUGCUGCCGGGCUGCUGUGCGGCCUCGUUUCUGGUGUUAGUCCAGGAAAAACCCCAGCUGCUCCCCAUUUAACAUCUGGUUGUUGGGACAUUUGUGUUCGGCAGUUUGCUGUAGUGCAGAUUCGUCGGGUUUCCAUCAUUGUGGGGCUGCUGGGCGGUAGCUAUUCAUCCCUGCUACGUCUCCGACCAGGCGUCCGGAUUUCGGUCUUGUUGUUGGAGCUGGACGUGUUGCGACGAUACGGAAACUGAAGAAGCUCAUUAUUCAUCCUGAAACAUUGGACUGGUCCGAGUAUAGCUAGUACAGCUUCAUCUGCCCCCACCUCACCAUUGAUCCCCUAAUUGUCACCGUGAAAUAGUACCAACCCUUUAAACAACCGAGUAUCACCGAGCGAUAUGGAACGUCUUUCGAAGAAGCUGGAUAGUGGUACCUACGCAAAGCUUACAGGUCACCUCGUUAAUAACAUAUCGCUAUGGGAUUUGAGUACAGACGAUCUCGCCAUGAUGGAUAUAACCGAAGUGGGCCCCCGUAGGAUCAUACUUAACUUCAUUGAACGAAACCGAGAGUCAGCUUUAAACCAGGAUGAGAAUAUUGUUGAUAACGGACAACAAAACGAGUCCCUUCAUGAGCCACGAAAAGAAUCAAUUCGAUCCGUCCUGGAAAAAUAUGGAAAAUUUCAAAAGACUCUGACCAAACAACUUGACUGCGGAAUAGUUCCAGAUCCCAAGAAGCUGCUUCAGAUGAAUCGCAUUCUUACCGAACAUUUUUUCGGCGACAUGAUGUUCCAUGGAAAAAGAUAUCCCACGUGGCAAGAAAAGCAACAAUUGGCUGUACAAAUCUUGGAAGAAUUUCCCCAUUUGGAGCAGACUCGUGUUUCGGAAAAUGCACCUGUUGAGUCGUACUUUUUUUGGGUUCAUGAUGGAUUGAACACAGGAUGCCACACAGGUUUGAUCGAAACAAGAGUAGCAAACAUGCGCAAAGACGUUUCACCCGAGGAUCGUAAGUUUCGUCGAGCAAAGAUAAAGAGCAUUGUUGUCACCGAGGAUCAAGUUAGUACCGCUGCGCAUAUUUCUGCGCUAAAUCCAACUCCCGGAAAUGCCAAGAUUAUUGCUGAUGGUAUGGCACAGGCUCACGACUUACAUGAAUCGCUCUUACAAAAAAAGGACGAAAAUCGACUCCACAGCAUCAUCGACACGUUUCCGCACUUCCUCUCCUUUGAGGGUGAGAUGAUCAUUCAGGCUUUUGAUCGGCUUCACGAACAUCCGAAUAAUGGACCGUCUUUGAGCGCGCUUCUUCGUUUAGGGCUAUUAUGUGACAAAACUAGCUGGUCGCAAGUCGAAGAUGAUGUGCUCAGAGGUACGCUGAGGCUGAUGAAAGCGCUCUCCAACAAAGGAGUGAAAAGAACAUCCAGCCUGCAAAAUGCCAGCCUUGGAGAACUGGCUGCUGAACCCCUAAUAAGAUGGAUCCCGUUUACCGCACGAGAACCCGGAUUCGAUGAGCUGUUGGCUGUGAAGGAGAUUCAACCCGCUGGGGAUCCCCACAUCAUCUGUGCAGCCGAACACUUCAAGAAGGGGAACUACUACAUAGCACUCGACAAAACUAUCAUACCAUGUGGUAACUCGGCAGUUAGAGCCAUAGAGAUUUUGUUCAAGUCGUUCGAUAUUUUUGGUGUUAAAGCACCGGUGCUAUUAAGGAAACUGGAUGCGAUGAUCGCCUCCAAUGUUUGGCGAUCAAAAACGAGCAGUAAAUUCAAAUCUGUAAUAGAUUUGAGCCUGCGAUUCCAAGAAUUUUUAAAAAAUCCUGAGGAUUGAAAAGUCCUUAAAAUUUUCGUUAUUGCAACUUUAAGGCGCAAAAGAAAAUGGCACAAACGUCAUAACUGAAAAAGCAGUUUUCUCCUUUUAAAACAACAAAUUGAUGAA